AAACGGAACAUAAGCUGUGAAAAAAUAGUAGAGAGCAGACGUGCGAGCAAGGGAAAUAAGCAAGUUUUUGAAUAUUAAUAGGUACUAUUUCAAAAAGUGCAGACCAAAAGUAAAGAAAUAAAUUCAGUUUUCUGUGCGAAACAAAAAAAUACGCCAAUAUGCAAAUUUUCGUGAAGACCCUCACUGGCAAGACCAUCACUUUGGAGGUUGAGCCAUCCGAUACCAUCGAGAACGUCAAGGCUAAGAUCCAGGACAAGGAGGGAAUCCCCCCAGAUCAGCAGCGUUUGAUCUUCGCCGGAAAGCAGCUGGAAGACGGACGCACCCUGUCCGACUACAACAUCCAGAAGGAGUCCACCCUUCACUUGGUCCUGCGUCUGCGUGGUGGCAUGCAGAUCUUCGUGAAGACUCUGACCGGCAAGACCAUCACCUUGGAGGUUGAGCCAUCCGAUACCAUCGAGAACGUCAAGGCUAAGAUCCAGGACAAGGAGGGAAUCCCCCCAGAUCAGCAGCGUUUAAUCUUCGCCGGAAAGCAGCUGGAAGACGGACGCACCCUGUCCGACUACAACAUCCAGAAGGAGUCCACCCUUCACUUGGUCCUGCGUCUGCGUGGUGGCAUGCAGAUCUUCGUGAAGACUCUGACCGGCAAGACCAUCACCUUGGAGGUUGAGCCAUCCGAUACCAUCGAGAACGUGAAGGCUAAGAUCCAGGACAAGGAGGGAAUCCCCCCAGAUCAGCAGCGUUUGAUCUUCGCCGGAAAGCAGCUGGAAGACGGACGCACCCUGUCCGACUACAACAUCCAGAAGGAGUCCACCCUUCACUUGGUCCUGCGUCUGCGUGGUGGCAUGCAGAUCUUCGUGAAGACUCUGACCGGCAAGACCAUCACCUUGGAGGUUGAGCCAUCCGAUACCAUCGAGAACGUGAAGGCUAAGAUCCAGGACAAGGAGGGAAUCCCCCCAGAUCAGCAGCGUUUGAUCUUCGCCGGAAAGCAGCUGGAAGACGGACGCACCCUGUCCGACUACAACAUCCAGAAGGAGUCCACCCUUCACUUGGUCCUGCGUCUGCGUGGUGGCAUGCAGAUCUUCGUGAAGACUCUGACCGGCAAGACCAUCACCUUGGAGGUUGAGCCAUCCGAUACCAUCGAGAACGUCAAGGCUAAGAUCCAGGACAAGGAGGGAAUCCCCCCAGAUCAGCAGCGUUUGAUCUUCGCCGGAAAGCAGCUGGAAGACGGACGCACCCUGUCCGACUACAACAUCCAGAAGGAGUCCACCCUUCACUUGGUCCUGCGUCUGCGUGGUGGCAUGCAGAUCUUCGUGAAGACUCUGACCGGCAAGACCAUCACCUUGGAGGUUGAGCCAUCCGAUACCAUCGAGAACGUCAAGGCUAAGAUCCAGGACAAGGAGGGAAUCCCCCCAGAUCAGCAGCGUUUGAUCUUCGCCGGAAAGCAGCUGGAAGACGGACGCACCCUGUCCGACUACAACAUCCAGAAGGAGUCCACCCUUCACUUGGUCCUGCGUCUGCGUGGUGGCAUGCAGAUCUUCGUGAAGACUCUGACCGGCAAGACCAUCACCUUGGAGGUUGAGCCAUCCGAUACCAUCGAGAACGUGAAGGCUAAGAUCCAGGACAAGGAGGGAAUCCCCCCAGAUCAGCAGCGUUUGAUCUUCGCCGGAAAGCAGCUGGAAGACGGACGCACCCUGUCCGACUACAACAUCCAGAAGGAGUCCACCCUUCACUUGGUCCUGCGUCUGCGUGGUGGAAUGCAGAUCUUCGUGAAGACUCUGACCGGCAAGACCAUCACCUUGGAGGUUGAGCCAUCCGAUACCAUCGAGAACGUCAAGGCUAAGAUCCAGGACAAGGAGGGAAUCCCCCCAGAUCAGCAGCGUUUGAUCUUCGCCGGAAAGCAGCUGGAGGACGGACGCACCCUGUCCGACUACAACAUCCAGAAGGAGUCCACCCUUCACUUGGUCCUGCGUCUGCGUGGUGGCGCCAUCUAGAUUUUUUCACGCAUAAUAUAAAACAACGCAAGAAUGCAUACUAAAUUUUAGUAAAUUGGUUUAAUCAAAAGCACAAUAUAAUCACAAUAUUUAUUGGUACUCAAAGAAUAAAACUUUCAAUUUGUGUGUUCAAUGUAA
Drosophila santomea is the source of this 2129-nucleotide messenger RNA. Its product is annotated as polyubiquitin-C. Gene Ontology annotation, molecular function: protein tag activity; ubiquitin protein ligase binding. The record is from RefSeq and is a predicted model, not a curated record. NCBI's taxonomy places the organism in Eukaryota, Metazoa, Arthropoda, Insecta, Diptera, Drosophilidae. Gene Ontology annotation, cellular component: cytoplasm; nucleus. The transcript is spliced from 2 exons. Gene Ontology annotation, biological process: protein ubiquitination; modification-dependent protein catabolic process. The coding region runs from base 159 to 1991 and encodes 610 amino acids.